AUGUCAGGAUUCAAGCUGUACACCAACUCUCACAAGCGCAUCUGGGACUUCCUCCACAAGGAGAUCGAACGACACAAGAGAACCCGUAAGCCAGAUGUUCCCAGGGACGUUAUGGACGUAUACCUGAACGUCCUAGAGUCUUCCGAUACGAAACCAGAGAGCUUCAGCGAAGACCAGCUAUUGGCCACAUGCAUGGACAUGUUCAUGGCUGGUUCGGAAACCACCAGCAACACGCUGAGCUUUUGCUUUCUGUAUCUGAUUCUGAAUCCGGAGAUAUUGAUUUCUUUCAGUUUGCCUUACGUUGAAUGCGUGGUAAUGGAAUCCCUACGAAUGUUCGGAGGAAGAGCCUUCACUGUUCCUCACAGAGCCCUGAGGGAUACUUCUUUAUCAGGAUAUCACAUACCCAAGGAUGUUCUGGUGGUUGGCAACUUGUAUGGCUCCAUGUUGCAAGAAGGUUGUGGCUUUGAUGAACCGGAAAAAUUCAGACCCGAGCGGUUCUUGAAGAACGGAAAAAUAUCCCUGCCUGAUGGCUUCCUGCCCUUUGGCUUGGGCAAACACAGAUGCCUGGGAGAGUCGUUGGCUAGGGCGAACAUUUUCCUCUUCGUUGCAACCAUGAUGCAAAAGUUCACCUUCAGCAUAGUACCCGAACAUCCUCCGACCACCGAAUGGUCAGAUGGAGUCACACCUGGACCUAGACCCUUCAAAGCUCGUGCGAAGCCCAGAUUAUGAGAAAACUGGAUCAGGUUGUGUAGUUUGUAUUAUA
Molecule: messenger RNA, 763 nt
Organism: Phaedon cochleariae (mustard beetle)
Lineage: Eukaryota; Metazoa; Arthropoda; Insecta; Coleoptera; Chrysomelidae
Source: the annotation of a GenBank genome assembly